AUGUCCUCCCAACAACAAUCUCGAGACAAGCAACAACGUCGCAAGUCUUCUCAACGUAACGCUUCUCCUCCUUCCUCUGAUGUUGACUCGUAUGUGGUGGGUGAAAGAAGACCAAGAAGCCCAUCUCCUUUCCCAAGACGCCAUGGCCCAUUGUUUGGUCCACACAGAGAACCAAUGCAAUUACGCUUCCCUCCUCCACCUACAGGCAAAACCACCGGUGCUCUUCGUUUGGACUUGAAUUUGGAAGCUGAAGUCCGUGUUAGUGCUCACGUCCAUGGUGAUCUUACUUUGGCCUUGCUCAGUUAA
Messenger RNA from Lichtheimia ornata, 306 nucleotides. RefSeq lists its product as uncharacterized. The record is from RefSeq and is a predicted model, not a curated record. The transcript has a single exon. NCBI's taxonomy places the organism in Eukaryota, Fungi, Mucoromycota, Mucoromycetes, Mucorales, Lichtheimiaceae. The coding region runs from base 1 to 306 and encodes 101 amino acids.